Leptopilina boulardi is the source of this 10576-nucleotide messenger RNA. RefSeq names its product intermembrane lipid transfer protein Vps13 (gene Vps13). Gene Ontology annotation, cellular component: extrinsic component of membrane. Gene Ontology annotation, biological process: protein targeting to vacuole; protein retention in Golgi apparatus. Bases 396 to 10235 code for a protein of 3279 amino acids. The record is from RefSeq and is a predicted model, not a curated record. NCBI's taxonomy places the organism in Eukaryota, Metazoa, Arthropoda, Insecta, Hymenoptera, Figitidae. The transcript is spliced from 56 exons.
AAUUUGACUAAUCAAAAGACAGAUACAAAAGAUUAUUGUCGUCGUCUGCUAUAGCAGACAACUUGUCACUCUAACCUCAAAAUAUUUAUUUGCCGUAAGUGCGAUGAGCAAAUAAUCUAUAAACAAAAUCUUUUGCCUUCGAUCUGAUGUCAUAGUUUUUUUAAGGAUGGUCAUUUAGAUGUUACGUGUGGACGUAUUCGUCACAAUUUGUAUGUUUAUUUAAACACAUAAUACAUUAAAAAUGUAAAAAAAUCUAUGGUGAUGAAAAAUAUGUGUGUUUUUUAUAAAUGCAAGAAGCAAGUGUGAAUAAUGACAGUUAUUUAACAUUUAGUAUUUAAAAAGAAUACUUAUUGUAUUAUUUUGUGUAGUUUUCAAAUUUUGAAAAUCAAAUCAAGAUGGUUUUUGAAUCAAUUGUGGCCGAACUUUUAAAUAAAGUUCUAGGAGAGUAUAUCCAAAAUUUGGAUUGUACACAAUUAAAACUUAGCCUAUGGGGAGGCGAUGUAGUCUUAACGGACUUAUUAAUAAACGAAAGUGCACUUGAUAUGCUAGAUUUACCUAUAAAAUUGGAAUAUGGUCGAUUAGGCAAAUUAGUUCUUAAGAUUCCAUUCAAAGAUAUGUGGAAUGGACAAAUCGAUGCAAUCGUGGAAGAUUUGUUUAUAUUAAUUGUUCCAACAAGUCAAGUACAAUAUGAUGCCGAAAAAGAAGCGAAAGCACAACUGGAGACAAAAAGAGCUGAACUUGCAAGAGUGGAAAACAGCAAACGAUUAGCUGAACUCAAAUCUAAGGAGAAAGUUGAUGAUUCCAUGAUGGAAAAACUUAUUGCCCGAAUGAUAAAAAAUAUCCACGUGGAAAUUAAAGGAAUACACGUGCGUUAUGAAGAUCAUAUAUCGUUCAAAGAUCUCUCAUUUUCAUGUGGUAUUACACUGAAUAGAUUUGCAUUAGAGAGUUGUACAGAUUCUUGGCUAACAACUGGCAAUCUAAAAGACAUGUAUGCGAUUCAGCAAAUUUUUAAACUCUGUACCAUGGAUGCUUUUGCUGUUUAUCUAAAUCCAACUGUAAAGCUUUUCAGCAAAGAACCACGAGACACUUAUUUAAAAAUAUUUAAAGAAUCGAUAGCUACUGCUGAGAAAAUACCAGAAGGAUAUUUGUAUUUACUGGGUCCAAUAAAUGUAAAAGCAAAAUUGAAACUUAAUCCCAAACCUGAAACGGAUGGUAGUAAUUAUACGAUACCGAAAGUAUGGCUCGAUCUUGAAAUGCAAAAAUUGAGAGUUGGAUUAACGAAAAAACAAUAUCAAGCUCUUAUGCAGCUGGGCGAAGGAUUAGAUCGAGCUAAUAAAGCUGCACCCUACAGAAAAUACAGACCUAAUUUAACAUCCUAUCGUGGUCACUAUAAAGAAUGGUGGCGUUUUGCUUACAUCUGUGUAUUGGAGGAAAAUGUUCGAAGAGCUCAGAGAAAUUGGGAUUGGAAUCACAUGAAGUGCCAUCGAGAUACAUGCAGAACUUAUGCGGAUGUUUAUCAAACAAAAUUGACAUCAAAAAAAUGUCCCGAUGAUGUUGAACAUAAAAUAACAGAUUGUGAAAGAAAAUUAGAUAUUUUCAACCUCGUCAUUAUUAGACAACAAAUUCAAAUGGAGGUGGAAAAAUUGGCAGAGAAGGAAAAAAAUCUGAAGGCAAAAAAAGGUUGGUUCGGUGGUUGGCUAUGGGGAUCAGGACAAAAUGAGGAGGAAGAAGCUGGAUUAAAUUCUGCAGCAGCAAUAAUGAAAAAAUUCGAAGAAGAGAUGACAGCUCAAGAAAAAGAAAAAUUAUAUCGUGCCAUUGAUUAUCAAGAAAAUUCAGCGCCAACUCAUUAUCCCGAAACAUUUGAAAUGAUUGAUACGAAAUUUUUCCUACAUGGUCUUCAAAUUGUUAUUCUUGAUACUGAUAAGGAAUCUCCGCAGGUUUUAGAUCUACAAUUUAAUAACGUGUUGGCAACGUUUAAAUCGAGACCAUCAGCAAAUGGAAUUUCUGUCACUGCCUCGAUUGGCGAUUUAAAACUAUUGGGCGUCCAACAAGGAGGAAAAAUACCAUCGCUUUUUAAUUCAGAAGGCGGCACUUUAGACAAUAAUUUGUUUUCUGUUUCAUAUGAAAAAAAUCCAUUGGAUAAAUUAUGUGGAGAUCGAGUAAUUGUUAAAUCUGCAUCUGUUCACAUCGUAUAUGAUGCACAAACUAUUAUAGAAUUAAUCAAUUUAUUCAAAGUUCAAGAUCCAACAACAUUGAAUCAACUUCAAGCAGUCGCUGCCGAGCGAUUGGAAGGCUUGAAAGAAAUGUCUGCCUUAGGUCUUGAAUAUGCUAUUCAAAAACAUUCCGUCCUCGAUAUUCAGGUGGACCUAAAUGCGUCACAAUUAAUAAUUCCAUAUGGUGGAUUUUACAAUGGAACAGAAUCCUUAUUUGUUAUUAAUUUGGGUAGUUUAAAAAUCCAUUCUCUCGAAAAAGCAAAAAAUGAAUCUUCGCAUUUAUCUGUUAAACAAUUAGUCAGCAUGGGUAAAAGUGAAGAAGAAAUUUUGUCCCAUCUCAGAUUGUACAGCUAUGAUAAAUUUGUUCUCAAGAUUGUAAAUUUUCAGGCCCUUGUAACAAUGCCAAAUGAAGAUUGGCGAAAUGCGUUAUCUGAUGCAGUAAGUCCAAUGAAAAUUCUUCAACCAACAACUUUAGAAGUUCAAUUUCACAAGUGCCUCAUUAUGGACGAUCCCCUUUUACCGAAAAUGAGAGUCAUUGGACAAUUGCCGUCUGUGGAAAUUAAUGUCGAUGAAAAUCGAUUAAUGGAAGGUCUCGCUAUCGCACAAAGUAUUCCUUUCCCGGAAGAUGAUAAACCAGAUAUUCCCACAUCUUUGGCAAAAUCAUUGUCCCAAUUGUCAUUAUUUAAAGAUUUCUCAAAUAUUGUUAAUAAACCGGAAAAGAAGGAAAAAGAUUUUACUCCUGUUAAGCAAACGACUGAUUUAGAAGCGAAAUUUGUUAUGAAAGAGCUUACUGUAACAAUUUCAAAACAAACUGUUCAACAAACAUUACCAUUUUUGAAAUUCCAACUUUUAAAAUUGGAAGCGGAAAUGUUGCAAAGAACUUAUAAUCAAGAAAUAAUGUUGAGAUUGGGAGGAAUUCAAGUAAAACAAUAUCACGACAUUGGAGAAGUUUUCAUGAUUAAUACCCCAAUGACAACUGGAAGUGAAGAAUAUUUGAUAAUCCUUCGAUACGUACAUGUCAAUAAGCGAUCCCCAGAAUUUGUCAAAAUCCAUGGAUCAGUAUCGCAAUUAUUAGAAAUGGAGUUUACAACUUUAGAUGUUUUACUCCAUCAAGAAGUACUUAUAAACGUUUUAAAGUUUAUGACAAAUAUCCAGGAAAAAAUAAGUGCCACUACUGCAAUGAUGAAUGAAAAGAAAAUUAAGCAAAAAGUUAGUCGUACGGCUCAUUUGACAACAAUUCAAGAAGACGCUACUACCUUCUUUAAAGAACAUAUUCAAAAACAACGCGAUAGAGUUACACGACGAAAGAAAGCGCAUGUUGAGAUAAUUGAUUUCAAAGUAAAAGCUAAAAUUGGAACAAUUGGUAUUAAAAUGGCAUGUAAUAAUAGAGACAUUGCCAGUUUUUUCAUAAAAGGACUUGCUGCUGGAUAUAUUAUGAAGGCUUCGCAUUCGCAAGCAAACGUCAGUCUUUCCUCGAUUAGUAUUAUAGAUUUGAAUACUUCUUCAGUCUAUCGAAACAUCGUAUCAGUUGAAGACUCGGAAGCUCUACAAAUUCAAGCGAUAAUGAAUAAUUUAGAUGAUUGUGAAACUGAAAAGAAUAAUAUGUCUAUCACAGUCAUGAUGGGUUGUCACAGAAUAGUUUUUCUUAAUGCUUUUGUCACCAGCGUAAUGGACUUUUUGAAUAAUUUCCAAACUGCACAAGAGGCAAUAAGAGAAGCUUCUGCAGCAGCAGCUGAAGCUGCAAAAACGAAUAUUAAAGACGUUCAAGAAAGUGCUGCGCGUAUAGAAUUGGCAGUAAACAUUAAAGCUCCAGUUGUUUAUGUACCGAAAAAUUCAAGAAGCGAUCAAUGUUUAAUGUUAGAUAUGGGUAAUCUUACUAUUCGAAAUGUUUUCAAAAAAUUGGAAGUAUCCACCGAAGCAGGAUGUUAUCCAGUAAUUGAUGAAAUGAAGGUUGAAUUACAAAAUUUGAAAUUGUCAAGAAUAACGUUGGACGUCGAAUCGUUUGCUGAAGAAGAUGAGCUUCUUUUGCUUCAACCCGUGAGUUUUACAUUACUUUUGAAGCGAAAUUUAUCCACAAAUUGGUUCAAGUCAGUGCCUGAUAUCGAUAUGUCGGGUCGAAUGAAUAAGAUACAUUUGCUACUCAGUCAAGAAGAUUAUGCGAUGAUUAUGACAGUGAUGGAUGAAAAUUUAGGAGAGAAAAGUGAAGAAGCACAGUCUAAUAAAGUUGUCGCCAGAAGUGAGAGAAAAUCACAACAGAUCGAUGAUCUUCAAAAAUCUAAAGUUUUUAAAACGGAGGCAGAAAUUGUGAGCAAAGUCGAAUCAGAUGAUAUUCAAAAGUUGAAACAGGCACAUACGUCGAUUCAAUUUGAAUUUAUAAUGGACAGUUUAGUUAUAGAAUUAUUUAGUGGUGGAUCGAAGCAGGUUCAAUCUAAAAGUUCAUCGUUGCAUUUGCCACAAAAUGGAUUGGGAACAUUUGGCUUGACUUAUUUUGCCAUUAAGGGCCGUAUGUUUGAUGAUGGAUUGCUGGCAACUUCUGUGAUUCUCAUGAAUUGUACUUUAGAUGACACUAGACACAAUCGAAAAGGUGGUUUAACUAGAAUCAUGGAGAGAACUUCAGCAAUUCCCGAUAUGGGAGUUGAAAAUUAUGAGCAGGAAAAAAGUUCCGUCAGAAGCAUGUUGGAUGUUACUAUUCGAAAAGGACCUAAUGAUACUUUUGUUGAUGUUCGCGUUUUUUCAUUCAGUAUAAUAGUCUCCCUGGAUUAUUUGAUGAAAGUUAAAGAUUUUUUCGCGGAAGAUGAAACAUCUAAACAAUCACAAGCAAUUCAAGCGUCGCAAAAAGAAACAGUUGUCAAAAAGAAAGUUACACCAACACCUGGGGACAUGCCCAAACUUACGAUUAAUUUACAUGUAGAAAAACCUGAUAUAAUUCUAUUGGAGGAUAUGGAUGAUAUUGAUUCAAAUUGUAUUAUUUUAAAUAAUGAAAUCCUGUUGAAAGUUCGAUUGAUGGGCGAACAUCAAGUUAUAUCUGGAUCUAUUAAAGAUCUUUCAAUCACGACUGGAAUUUAUAAUAUUGAAAAGAGAGCAGAUUCCAUGUAUGAGGUGUUGAAACCCUGCAGUAUUAGUGUCGCUGGUUCUACACCGGAAGGCGAAGGAUUGCAUUUGGAUAUUUGUUUCACGGACAUUCACGUCUCGGUGUCACCAGGUGUCAUUGAAAUUUUAAAUAAAGUCGUUCAAACUGUGACUAAGACAGAAGAAGAAGAUAGUGAAAUAGAAAAACCAGGACCCAGUCAUGAAAGACUGUGGUUGAUAUCUCCAUAUCAAGAAAAGGAUUAUUGGUUCUUGAAAACAGAAUUUGGAAUUGAAGCAAUUGAAGAUAUGAUUUUGGCUGAUGAAGAAUAUUUGCCUGUUUAUAAACCAGAAGUGGCUAUUAUUUCGGCGCCUGUGAUUUUAUUAACAUUAGAAGCUGGUGUUGGAAAUAAAACUUUACCAAUGCUUCUCUUCCAUUUGGGUUUUCAGAGUAACAUUAAUGAUUGGAGCACUAAAACUAUGAGUUUAGAAUCUUCAAUGUCAUUAGUAAUUGCGUAUUACAACAGUCGUCUUGCACUUUGGGAACCUCUAAUUGAACCAAUUGAAGGAAUUCAAAAAGGAAAACGAAUUUCAACUCCUUGGGAAUUGAAAACGAAGAUUCAAUUCAAUGAUGUAAAUCAAGGAUCGAAAGGAGCAAGUGCAGUAACUCCAAGCACUGAAGGUGAACCCGAGGAACUGCAGCAAAUUUCUAAAAUGUCAAUUGAAGUUACAUCAACGGAAAAUUUAGAAUUGACAGUGACAAAGACGUGUUUAGAUGUAUUGAAACAACUUGGAAAUGCUUUCUCUAAUGCAAUGGCAGCAGGAGGUAAAUCUGGUAAAAGUAAAAUGGCUCCAUUUGUAUUGAAAAACGAGACUGGUUUAUCCAUGACUCUUCAUUUGGAAAAUGGAUAUUUCAAGGUAGUAGAACAGGGAAAAACGAUGGAUGUCGAUAAAUCUGAAUACAACGAAGUAAUUCUCGAGACAAGUGCUUCAAUAGAAUUGGCUCCUAAAUUUGACAAAAAAGAAGUUAAAUUACUUGAGGAACUUAGAGCCGAUCAUGUUAAACAAACAACUCAACAUAAAUUCAUUGUUUCAUUGAAAGGAAUUCAAGGUAAAUUAGAAAUACCAGUGCUCAGGGCUGAUAAAAGAUUCUUUUCAUUGAAACACAGAAAAGAAGGUUCUGAAGAAUGGGGAAUAGUUUCUGAUGUUGUUGUGGAAGAAGGUAGCACGAUUGUUACUUUGAGAAGUGUCUUACAGGUAUACAAUCAUUUUAAUGUGCCAGUUUCUGUGUAUUAUAUGACAAAACGAGGAAAUGAAGUUGAAAGAGUAGGAACUGUAAAUCCUGAUGAACGUCUGAAUCUUCCAUUGGAUGCUGUUUAUACUCCAACAAAUAUUUAUUGGCUUUUCUUUAACGUCGAAGGGUAUAUGGUUUCGAUAGAACCAUUUAUUUGGAAGGAUCUCCAGAAAACUGUUUCCAUGACAAAACUUUUAAAAUGUGAUUCUCGUUCUAAAAAAGAUACAAGUGGACCAUUUUAUAUUCAGGUAUUAUUUAUUACUUAUAAAGAUUUUUCAUUUUUUGGAAUUCAAUUUUGUGUAAUGUAUAAAAUUAUUUUAUUUCAGGUGGUUGGUGAAAUUGAACAAGUGUAUUUUGAAAAUACGACUCGUCACACGAUGGCAAGCACAAUUUACAAUGUUCAUUUAUAUCCGUCAGUGUACCUGAAAAAUUUCUUACCAAUUGAUAUUAUCGUCUGUCAACCUGGUAAUGCACAAGAAAUAAAAGUAGAAGCUAGUAAGACUUUACAAUUAUCUACAAUAGAUCCCAGCAAAUCGACGAUAGUAAUUAAACUACCUCAAUACUUGGAAAAAGACUGGUCUUGUAAUGUAGAUAUUAGUCCGGAUCCACAAGAAUUUUCAGUUUGGUCCUUUGAGUCUUUUGACAGUGCACAAAAAGUAGUCAUGGAUUUAGGAAUUCAUUCAUCAUUCAAACAUGGAUCAGUAAUAAUGGCUCUUUACUGUCCAUUUUGGAUGCUAAAUAAGACUGGAUUAAUGCUGUCUUACAGAAAAUCAAGUAAAGCUGGAAAAACCCACUCGAGUCCAUGCAAGAGUCAAGAGGAUCAUCUAAACGUUUUAUAUCAUCCGGAACACUUUAAAGGACCAAUUCUUUUUUCAUUCAAGUCGAAAGCGUUUUUUGGAAAAAAGAAGGCAAUGGUUCGUGUGGAAGAUGGUGAAUGGUCUGAAAAGUUUUCUAUCGAUGUUGCCGGAAGUAAAGGAGUUGUUUUGUGUAAAUACAAUGAUAGAAUUUACCAGAUUGGUGUACAUAAUCAAUUGACGUACAACUCUUUAACAAAACAAAUUACCUUUACUCCGUAUUAUGUUCUUAUAAACAAUUCGAGCUUUCUUAUCGAAUGUCAGGAAGGUGAUCGACCAGCUGAUCCUGUGAUUUCUAUACCGUCUGGUGAAUGUACUGCUCUCUGGCCUCGGUCGGAGCAAGAAAAGAAAACCCUGAGAGCAAAUGUGUCUGGACAUCCCGAAAAAACAGCACCUUUUCUUUACACAAAUGUUCAUACCACUUUAUUAAAAUUGAACAAUAAGUUUGGAGGAAUAAACGUGGACAUUCAAAUCAAUGAAGGUGGAAUUUACAUUUCAUUAUCAGCAUACAAUCAUGGAAAUGCUCCAGCAUUAAUCAUGAAUCACACAAGUCAUACAAUUAAUAUUUGGGAAAAAGGUUCCAUGAACGUCAGAUCGAUUCAAUCUUUCAAUCAAAUGUUUUAUACUUGGGAAAAUCCGGUGGGAUCGAGAUUAUUGUUGUGGGAAGAUGGCAACAAACGAGAAAUAGAAGAUGAUCUCAGAAAGGACAAUUUGGGAACAUUUAAAAUACCAGACAUCGAUGAAGAAGUCUAUUAUGUCUCAUUCCUUGAUGGCACACAGCGAAUUCUUUUGUUCACGACAAGUUUAAAAGUGGCUGAAGAUUGUCAGCUGGCUGGUGAUCUUGAAGUAAUAGAUCGAGAUGUCACUUUAAGUAUUCAUGGAGUUGGAUUAUCACUUGUAAACAAUGUCACAAGAUCAGAACUUUUGUACAUGUGUAUUGCAAGUUCCGGAAUUAUUUGGGAGAAUCGAAAAACCGUUGGUGGUCGCUGGCGUGCUUUAGAUUCACGAGAAGUUGGUCUUAUUGAAGAGGGAUAUCAACGGUAUAUUAAAGAGGUUCAAGUUGAUAAGGAAGCACACUAUCGAGUGAUGCUCGAACCAAAAUUGGAGGUCGAUUAUCUGAAUAUGGAGAUGUUGAGACCGAAUCGACGAUACAUGCGGCGAACUUUCCAAACUGGUUUAUGGAUUCAGUAUCGCACUUCAAGUCAUCAAGUUCAUUUACACGCGAAAAUUAAUAAACUUCAAAUUGACAAUCAACUUUCCGAGUGUAUUUUCCCUGUUAUUUUGGCACCGGUUCCACCACCUAAGAGUGUUACUCAAAGUACAGUAAUGAAACCAUUUGCUGAAUUGAGUAUUGUGAAACAAUUAUUAGAACACAGUUCAGUUCAGCAAUUCAGAUAUUUUAAAGUUCUUAUUCAAGAAUUCCACGUCAAAGUGGAUAUCGCAUUUAUGAACGCUUUGUCUGCCUUGUUCGUCGCUGAUGAAGCUAAUGAAUCACAAGAGAGUGAACUCUUCCAGACUGACAUGAAACUAGUAGACGAACCGCUUAUGUAUCAUGUAAAUUUGAUCACAACUGCUGAGCAAAAGAACUUCUUUGAUUUGCUUCAUUUUUCACCAUUGAAGAUACACAUCAGUUUUUCAAUGUCUGGAAGUAGUGGCGAAUCAUCUGGAGUGCCUCAAGUUCUAAAUGUCUUGCUUCAAGGAAUUGGAGUAACUUUAACAGAUAUAAACGAUAUUGUUUUCAAAUUGGCCUAUUUUGAGAGAGAUUAUGUAUUCAUGACACAUAAACAAUUAAUAUCAGAGGCAACAAAUCAUUAUGUGGGACAAACAAUUAAACAGGCCUACGUUUUAAUUUUGGGUCUCGACGUUAUUGGAAAUCCUUAUGGACUUGUCGUUGGUACAAUGAAAGGAAUUGAAGAUUUAUUCUACGAGCCUUUCCAAGGAGCAAUUCAAGGACCUGGAGAAUUUGCUGAGGGUUUGUUCCUUGGAGUUAGAAGCAUGCUUGGACACACUGUCGGUGGAAUGGCUGGUGCUGUUUCUAAAAUCACAGGAGCAAUGGGCAAAGGACUCGCUGCUUUGACAUUCGACAAGGAUUAUCAAAGAAAGAGACAGGAACAACUCAAUAAACAACCGGCUAAUCUUCAGGAAGGUCUUGCACAAAGUGGCAAAGGAUUAUUUAUGGGCGUGUUUGAUGGUGUGACUGGCGUGGUGACGAAACCAAUAUCCGGUGCAAGAGAAGAAGGUGUUGAGGGUUUCUUUAAAGGUUUCGGAAAAGGAGUCGUUGGUCUUGUUACCAGACCAACCGCUGGUGUUGUUGAUUUUGCAAGUGGAUCUUUUGGAGCUGUUAGACGCGCAACUGAAUUAAAUGAAGAAGCAAAACGUGUUAGACCUCCCAGAUUUUUCCAGCAUGACAAUCUUGUUAGGCCCUACAUUCGAAUUGAAGCCGAGGGCAAUAAAAUUCUUUCUGAAUUGGAAAAAGGAAAGUAUGCAAAUACUGAUAUUUACUUCUAUCAUUUGUAUAUAAACAAAGAUCUUGUUCUUUUGACGGAUAAAAGAAUAUUAUACUUAGAACGAAACGACAUCUUUGGAGGUUGGAAGGUUGAUUGGUCAUACACAUGGCAAGAGAUUAGUGAAUUAACUUCCAUAGCAGAAAGAGGUGUUCAACUUUGUAUUAAGGAUACAAAGAAAAAGAAGUUGGGAAAAUUAUUUGGCAACGGUGAUCAUAUAAAACUUCUUCUUAUUCCUGAUUAUCAGUUGAGACAAGUUCUCUGUUCAAAAAUUCAUGAGCAAAUUCGACAAAAUGAAGUCUAAUUUCUACUUUAAAGUGAAUGCAACUCCAGACAAUGAAAGCAACGAAGUUAUGUAAAAAAAAAAAAUCAAGUAUGUAUGGCUUUUUCUAAUACAGCAAUUAUUUCUUCCGAAGUUACCAAAAAAAAAAUCUAACGAUGGCACAAUAUCAAAGUAAGUUAAUUUAAAAUAAGUUAUAUAUUACAAAUUCGUGCUAAGAGUACGUACUUUUAAGUACCAAAGUAUAAAAAAAGUACUUUUGUUAAUUUAAAGAAAAUUUUUUUGCUGAUUAUACGUCAAGAUGUUUAUAAACAAUUGAAUUUACAUUGUAAAAAAAUGAAUACAAUUUUUGAAUUAAUUUACAA